AUGGAUGAUGAACAAGACAAAUUGCUGCCAAUAGCCAACGUGGGGAGGAUGAUGAAGAAGAUAUUACCACCGAGCGCCAAAAUCUCGAAAGAAGCCAAGGAAAGAAUGCAAGAAUGCGCGUCGGAGUUCAUAAGCUUCGUGACCGGAGAAGCGUCGGACAAGUGCCAGAAGGAGAACCGGAAGACGGUGAACGGCGACGACAUCUGCUGGGCUCUGAGCUCGCUAGGGUUCGACGUCUACGCGGAGGCCAUGACCAGGUAUCUUCAUAAGUUCCGCGAGUACGAGAGGCAAAGGGUGAAUCAAACCAUGGGCGCGUCCAGCAACGACGAAGAUGGAUCCCCCCCUUAGCUUGCUAUGUUUGGUUUACUGUAAGUUCAGAUUUCCAGAAUCCAAAAUACUUUAAUUUUCUGAGAUGCCUAAGUUAGGUUUGGGAUUUAGUUUAGUUGUGCUGUCUUCUUCAAUUCAUUUACUGUAUUUUCAGAUUACAGAACCCAAAUUCAGAUUUGGUGAUAAUCUUUCUAUAUUUAUUAUGCCUA
This is a messenger RNA of Ipomoea triloba (trilobed morning glory), 536 nucleotides long. Its product is annotated as nuclear transcription factor Y subunit B-4-like. Gene Ontology annotation, cellular component: CCAAT-binding factor complex; nucleus. Bases 1 to 348 code for a protein of 115 amino acids. Gene Ontology annotation, molecular function: DNA-binding transcription activator activity, RNA polymerase II-specific; protein heterodimerization activity; RNA polymerase II cis-regulatory region sequence-specific DNA binding. NCBI's taxonomy places the organism in Eukaryota, Viridiplantae, Streptophyta, Magnoliopsida, Solanales, Convolvulaceae. Gene Ontology annotation, biological process: regulation of transcription by RNA polymerase II. The transcript has a single exon. The record is from RefSeq and is a predicted model, not a curated record.